This is a messenger RNA of Oncorhynchus masou masou (cherry salmon), 1175 nucleotides long. Its product is annotated as C-type lectin domain family 19 member A-like. Bases 237 to 806 code for a protein of 189 amino acids. The record is from RefSeq and is a predicted model, not a curated record. The transcript is spliced from 5 exons. Lineage: Eukaryota; Metazoa; Chordata; Actinopteri; Salmoniformes; Salmonidae. Gene Ontology annotation, molecular function: signaling receptor activity.
CAAGACUAAGAGACAUCAUCUCCCAGAGCUUCUACUCAACACUGACUCACACACACACACACACACACACACACACACACACACACACACACACACACACACACACUGCACUUCCCCCCUCUCAUCACACAGAAGAAGAGCCACACACACACACACUCAAACACACACCCAUAUUCCGAGUCAGUGGAUCUAGAUUCUCUCUCUCUCUGCCUGUCUUCCUGAGUUUCUGUUGGAAGAUGCUCUGCUGGGAGUUGUGUCUGACCCUGCUCCUCUGGGCUCGUCCUGCGAGGACCAUCCCUUCCACCAACGUCAAGAUCACACACGCCUUCCCCCUCCAGUUGCCAGAACCAGGCCUUCCCGUCACCUGUCCGUUGUUCUGGACUGAGUUUGAAGGUCACUGCUACCGUUUCUUCCCUCUGAACCGUACCUGGGCCGAGGCUGACCUGUACUGUGCUGAAUUCUCCAACGGUCUCAAGUCUGCCAAACUCACCUCCGUACACAGCUGGGAGGAGAAUGUGUUCGUCUACGAUCUCGUCAACAGCCGUAUCCCAGGGAUACCAACAGACAUAUGGAUCGGCCUUCACGACAGGAGACAGGAGGGCACUCUGGAGUGGACCGACGGCAGUAACUAUGGAUACAGCUACUGGGAUGGCAACCAGCCUGACGACGGCAUACACCGCAUCCCCGAAAAGGAAGACUGUGUCGAGAUCUGGUACAGGCAGAACAGCGCGCUGAGGUCCUGGAAUGAUAACAGCUGUGACAAAGCCUUUCCCUUCGUGUGCAAGAUCCCCACAGUGGACAACUAGACCUCCGGGGUCCAACACACACACACACACACACACACACACACACACACACACACACACACACACACACACACACACACACACACACACACACACACACACACACACACACACACACACACACACACACACACACACACACACACACACACAGAGCCCCACUGAAAACGAUGAUAUUGGGGAACUUUCUUGCUGCUGAUGUUGCCUUCUCCUUCCUCAACCUCCCUUUCUUCCUAUCUUCCCUCAACCCUCCCUCUCUUCAUCUCCUACCUCACCACUCCAUCUCUUCUUAUCUUCCCUCAACCCUCCCUCUCUUCAUCUCCUACCUCACCACUCCCUCUCUUAUUAUCUUCCCUCAACCCUCACUCU